This is a messenger RNA of Zychaea mexicana, 1439 nucleotides long. RefSeq names its product C2 domain-containing protein. Lineage: Eukaryota; Fungi; Mucoromycota; Mucoromycetes; Mucorales; Lichtheimiaceae. Bases 85 to 1092 code for a protein of 335 amino acids. The record is from RefSeq and is a predicted model, not a curated record. The transcript has 6 exons.
GGGCCUGUAAAAAAAGAAGGUACUUUUUUUUUCCUUUUCUUCUUUUCGCUUUCACUUGUGUGUGUGUGUGUGUCUCCCAGCAUCAUGUCCCAACCAAGAUUGAUCGGUGAGCUGGCUGUAGUAGCUCUCGAAGCGGAGAACUUGCCCAAGGUUGCUGGCAACCUGAAAUCGUUCUGCGUAUUCAAAGUGGCCAAUGUUGCGAAGCGAACCAAGACAGAUACUCAAGGAAACCGUAACCCAACGUGGGAUGAUCAGGUGAAUAUGCCGAUUCCACACGGAUACAAUGUCAUGUCAGUGCAGGUCUUGAGUGAGGAUCCUCAGAAGGGCGACCAAAUUGUUUGCGAAGGCUCAAUUGACUUGACCAAGGUGCUCGGUGAAGGAGAAUCAGAUGAUUGGGUGCCAUUAAAGACACGAAGUGGCCAAGAAGCUGGCGAUGUAUAUUUGGAACUAACUUUCUACUCAGCUAAUCCGCCUCCACGCCGCCAACCAACGAGAUUUGGCCAUCCGCGACCUCCCCACAUGGCUGGUGGUGUAUCCUUUGCUCGACCACCCAUGCCAAACCAUUUUUCAGCGCGCCCACGUCCCCCCAUGCAUUCAGCCUCGGCACCUAUCCACGUCAAUGCUUCGCCUCGUCCGCCAUCUGCUGGCGGUCCGCCCUUCACAGGCCCUCCUCCGCAUCAUAUGCAACCUGGCGGAUUUGCUACGCCUCGACCUCCACCUCCUCAGCCCAUGGGCAUGCCACCACCACCGCAGCAGCCUAUGGGGACCCCAUCGCAUCCAGUGGCAGCAACUCAGGUUGCUCCAAUGCCCGGUACACCCGUUACGACUAGCUCCUCAUCCUCAUCAGUCGCUGUUGGCGGCCAAUGGCGUGCUUCUUCGAAACCGCCACCACCCUCGUUCAACAAUAGCCCACAACCUCGACCCUUGCCACCGCAAGGAUCGCCUAAUUCGCCCAUGGGCGCGCCGCUGCUAUCAGCUCCUUAUCGUCCCGGCCCACCGCCAUCACGGCCUCCAUCGUACAAUAAUGGUGGUAAGGGGACAUAUUCUUGUGUGUGUGUGCAAUGUAAGAUUGAGUUUUUGGGCUUACAAUGACGGUUACUUUAUUAGGCUACCCUCCGACCACUUAUCCGAGCAAACCAUUGCCCAAUUAUCCACCCGAGCAUUUCCAACAGGGUGGUCCUCCUCCUUCACAAUUUCCAGCACCACAGCAUAACUACCCUCCUGGUCCUCCAGGUGGUGGUGGUGGAUAUCCUCCUCAAGGCCCUCCUCCGCCGCAACAACAUUAUCAGCAUCAAGGACCUCCUCCACCUCAACACCCUGGUCAAGGAUAUCCUCCCCAACCGGGUUAUCCUCCGCAACCGGGCUAUCCUCCGCAACCGGGUUAUCCUCCAUACUAGAGGCCUACAUGCUAGUAAUGCAUUGCAAAACGAAAAAAAAAA